Indicator indicator is the source of this 675-nucleotide messenger RNA. It is a transcript of the gene CLDN25, whose product is annotated as claudin 25. Gene Ontology annotation, molecular function: structural molecule activity. Gene Ontology annotation, biological process: cell adhesion; bicellular tight junction assembly. The record is from RefSeq and is a predicted model, not a curated record. NCBI's taxonomy places the organism in Eukaryota, Metazoa, Chordata, Aves, Piciformes, Indicatoridae. The transcript has a single exon. Bases 1 to 675 code for a protein of 224 amino acids. Gene Ontology annotation, cellular component: bicellular tight junction; plasma membrane.
AUGGCUGGGAGUUGGCAGGUGAAGGCGCAGGCGGGGGGGAUGCUGCUGGCCCUCUUUGGGUGGGUCUCCUCCUGUGUCACCACCUUCGUGCCCUUCUGGAAGAACCUCAACCUGGAGCUGAAUGAGCUGGAGGUCUGGAACAUGGGGCUCUGGCAGGUCUGCAUCACCCAGGAGGAGGGGGCGGUCGGGUGCCAAGCUCACGGCUCCUUCCUGGCGCUGCCACCUGACCUGCGCAUCUCCCGCCUGCUAAUGUGCCUCUCCAAUGGGCUCGGGCUGCUGGGCUGCCUUCUUGCUGCUCUGGGGAUGGAGGGCUGGAGACCCUGCGAGGACAAACCUGGGCUGAAGCGGCAGCUCCUGCUCGCCGGGGGAGCGGCACUCGGCAUAGCAGGGAUAGCCACCCUGGCACCGGUCUCCUGGGUCGCCUACAACACUGUCCUUGACUACUGGGAUGACACCGUCCCUGACAUCGUCCCUCGGUGGGAGUUCGGGGAGGCCACCUUCCUGGGCUGGUUCGCUGGCGUCUUCCUCACUGCCAGCGGGCUGCUCCUCGCCUGCAGCACCCGGCCCAUGAGGACCACACCACCACCGGUCCCUGCCUGCCAUCAGCUCCCUGCCACAAGAGGCCUGGCUGGGCCCCACCACCCACACCCCAAAAACGCAGACCUGGUCAUCUAG